UCAUCCGAAGGACCGCCCCAUUACAACAAGCAAAAGGUACUGAGAACCUAUUUCCAUUCGGCUCGGGACCAAGAGAUUCGCCAUUGAAAGAGUGUCGAUACAAUCACAAUAAAAUUCAUCUGAAAUAACAGAGAACUUGUAUCAUUUAUCUGAGGUGCUUUAAGUUGCCAUUGAAUAAACUUUUUGUGUAAUGAGCCACCCUAAUCAUUAUGUCGCAAUCUACUUGGAAGAAAAAUCCGGAAUUAUGACUUUCGGUCUAAUCGAUUAAUUAUUUAGAAUACAUACACAUAAAAUGAUGACGUAACAUUCGUCUGCAAGAAGUAGGACAAGUGGCAGGUUUCAAAAACAAAAAUAAUGUCAACUCCGCCCCGUAAAAAAAGAGGCCAUGCAGAUUCUGAUCAAAAACCAUGUCCUAAUGUAAUGCAAAAAGACGAACAAAAGCGGAUAUCUUCAGAUAGAUCCGAACAUUGUAUAAUAAUUCCGAGUGGUGACAUGAAGUUAAUAGACUCGCCAUUCAUUCAGAAGUCAAAACGAAGAAGGUACGAGCUCCCUUACAAAUAUCCUCCGUAUUCGGAAUAUCAGGCACGGCCCAGACCUCCAAAACCGAACCCAGUUAAAAGGCCUCCGCCACCCCGUCCCUUCAUUCGCACAUAUCCGACGUACAAAGAGCGGAUCCAAAUGAUGGAGCGAGGAUUGUAUUACAAACAGGCACCACCACACAUAGGCGUGUUCAAACGCAGUGAAGACAAUCCAGAUCUGCUUAUUGUGGACGAAACUGGUCAAACCACAGUAAAUUUUCCAAACAUCGAUAAGCAGAGUGUGUUUGCAAGUAGUUACAGCUUUGGACCACCCGUUUCUGGACUGAAUGGGAAUAGCUAUUUCCAUCCAAGAAUCAUUGGAGCUGGACCUCACUAUGCCGAGUUUAAACUUGCAUCAUCUUCGGUGAACUUGAUACCCCAGAUGCAUCCCCAACAGCUUCAAAGAUUUCAAUACCCUUAUCUUACCAAUGUUCACAGUUCCUAUUAUCAGGCUCCUGGUCAUUUGUACCAACAAUCCGUUCCCUGUCCAACGUCCCGAUCACUCUAUUCGAAAAUGAACUGUUCACCUGUAACAACAGGCUCCAUAACCGUUCGCUACGAACCGCUGCUACCAGAGUCGUUUGAAAACAUUGAAAUAUUGGAUGACGAAUACCUAGAACACGAUCCUUUUCUGAACAUUGAUUUGAAUGACAACGAACUUCAGAUGGACGGAGACGAGGUGGAAUUUGAUAUGAUGGGCUUAGAUUCUGAACAGAAUGUAAAGGAAGAAGAAAUGUGCGAUGAUUUGGACGACAUAAACCCAACCAUUGCUCCAUUUGAAGGCAUCGACCAAUAUCUGUCUUUGGAGGGACAACCUUACGUCAUGAUACCAGUAGACAUGGAUGUUGCCAAAAAGUUGGGAUGGCCAAUCCAUAUGCUGCCUACAAUGCCAAAGUGGUUGUCCAAGAUGAUAGAUAAUGAAGUAACUUCCACUGAUGAUUCUAGUACAGAAUUUCUCAUGGAUAUUCCAAAAGUGGAUUCCAGCACAACUCAAACACAAGACAAUGACAUAUUGGAUGUGUUGAAUUCUAGCAAAGAACCUAAGGUCACUAAAGAUACUGACAUACCAGAAUUGGAGAGAGAGGAAAAGACAGAAAUGAUCGAUUGUUCCGACGUCAAUAGCGAUCUUGAAAUUUCUCGAGAUAGUACAGAUACUAAAGAUGAAAAAGGUAAUAAUGUGAAUCUCAAUGAAUCAAAAAAUCUACCAGUGAGUUUAGAAGACCAGAUGCCGACAGCCACUGGGGAAAGAAUAGAAUGUGGUGGUGAAAACAAAACACAUUUUAUAUCAACGAUCCCUGAUGAGCGAGGAGACCAAGGAAGACCCAUCUUUACCAGCACUCCAAUCCAAAGUCCUCUCCAAACUGAAUUUAAUUUGAAAGAGACUGAGGGUGAAUCAUCUACAAAAAAUUCGCAAUUGAACUUUCGUCAGUCAUCAACCUGUUCUCCUGUUAAAACUGUGAGUCUAGACGAUCAUCGCAGGAGUGAAAGAAAUUAUGAAGUACAUCAUUUUAAAGAACUUAUUCGACAAGAGAAAAACUUCAGCAACAACAGUGAAAAAUAUUUAACCAGUUGCAAUAAUACUAGAAAGCCUUCCGUCAUUCUUGAAAGCCUUCUUGAAAAUUCUGACACUGAAAUGGACGAGACCAAUGACUUUACAAAACAUGCAUCUAUGAAAGGAAACGGAGAUGUAUAUGUAACAAUGAUGUUGGGUAAAACAUCAGACGAGAAUCAUUGAAGAACAGAAUUGUUUUUUUGUCGAUUUUGGAUAUAAUUUUGAGCUGUGAUAGAAAAAUUAAAUAAGUGGCAUAGCAAAUUCAA
This is a messenger RNA of Ostrea edulis (European flat oyster), 2396 nucleotides long. RefSeq lists its product as uncharacterized. The record is from RefSeq and is a predicted model, not a curated record. Lineage: Eukaryota; Metazoa; Mollusca; Bivalvia; Ostreida; Ostreidae. The coding region runs from base 355 to 2313 and encodes 652 amino acids. The transcript has 4 exons.